AUGGAUGCAAUAUUAUCCCGACUGAAGCAGCUCACCCCUGAUGAGCUUAGAGAAGAAAUCGUAAGAGCAGGACUGAAAUGUGGGCCCAUUACCUCAACUACUAGGUUUAUUUUUGAAAAAAAAUUGGCUCAGGCGUUGUUGGAGCAGCAGGGAAUGUUGGAGGAAAAAGGAUCUGCUCUGUCAGAGGAGGCUGCCGGAAAUGUCCCACCUGAUAGCAGCCGGGCAGAAGCACAAAAAGCUUCAAAAACAACUGCAGAUCACAACGGUCACGGAGGUGUUUGUGAAGAGGCAGAUUUUGGGUACUGUGUAGGUCUGAACCCUCCAGAAGAAGAUGCAGUGAUGCACACCAACUGUUCAACUCCAGUCUGCGGAGCAGGAUGUGUCGAUUCACACAGUACUCAGACACCCUCCAGGGAUCCGCCACUCUUCUAUGGCGUUUGUCCCGUAUACGAUGACAUACUGGCAAGGAAUGAGAGAAUACAUGUUUAUGAAGACAAAAAGGAAGCUCUCCAAGCUGUUAAGAUGAUUAAGGGUUCCCGUUUCAAAGCUUUUUCAAACAGGGAGGAUGCUGAGAAAUUUGCUAAAGGAAUCUGUGAUUAUUUCCCAUCUCCAAGCAAGUCCUCUCUAUGUUUGUCUCCAGUGAAAAUGGGAUCCUUUAACAGAGAUGUCUUGUGCUCCCCUGAGACCGAAACUGCUAAUAAAGAGAGACCCAACAGUUACAAAAGUCCACGUACUCAAGAUCUUACGGCUAAACUUCGGAAGGCUGUUGAGAAAGGAGAUACAGCGACAUUUUCAGAACUUACUUGGAGCAACCCUCGCUAUCUGAUUGGGUCAGGAGACAAUCCAACAGUUGUACAGGAAGGGUGUAGGUACAAUGUCAUGCAUGUUGCUGCCAAGGAGAAUCAACCUGCUAUUUGCCAGUUAUUACUGGACACUUUGGAAAAUCCUGAAUUUAUGCGGCUUAUGUAUCCAGAUGAUAACGAGACGAUGCUGAAGAAGCGCAUCCAGUAUAUUGUUGACCUGUACCUUAACACACCGGAUAAAAUGGGAUUUGAUACUCCACUGCAUUUUGCCUGCAAGUUUGGGAAUUUGGAUGUUGUUAACGUGCUCACCUCACACCCCGCGAUUGUAAAAAAUCCAAGGAACAAGUAUGAUCAAACUCCAGCAGAAGUAGUUUGUGAAAGAAGCAAGAAUAAAUCUGCAGAACUGAAAGAAAAGCUGAGAGAGUACUUGAAAGGUCGAUACUAUGUACCACUCUUGAGAGCAGAAGACAAUUCCUCAGCUCCUGUAAUUGGUGCACCAUGGUCGCCCGAUCAGACGGACGAUAGCCCCCAGAGGACUUUAUCUAAAUACCCUGGCAGCCCCAAAGAUCCCGUGCUGUCGAUAAGAGCUUUCGCAGGCCCCAUGAGCCCCUCAAAGGCUGAAGAAUUUCGCAGGCUUUGGAAGACUCCACCUCGUGAGAGAGCCGGCUUCUUUCACCAUGUCAGGAAAUCUGAUCUGGAGAGAGGUGUUGAAAGAGUCGGAAGGGAGUUAGCACAUGAGCUGGGGUUCCCGUGGGUUGAAUACUGGGAAUUUCUGGGCUGUUUUGUUGAUCUGUCUUCCCAGGAGGGGUUGCGAAAAUUAGAAGAGUACCUGAGUCAUCGGGAAAUGAGCGAAAAGGCUCAGCAAGAAACAGGGGAAAAUGAAACCUGCAACAGAUAUAAAACUCCCCACCCUUCUGGCAAGAGUAAAAAGUGCUGCAAUUCCAUUUCUGUUGGAGCAUUUUUGGAUGAGGACGAUGAUGACAUGAGUUUAGAAGAAAUCAAAAACAGACAAAACGCAGCACGGAAUAUCAGCCAACCUCUCGUGGCCAAAGAACCCAGCAUUGAUGCUAUUGGGGAAGCCGAGUGUAACAUCCUGUCGAUGGGGCGUAUGGCGAACAUCAUGGAAACAGCACAUUGCCCUGGGCACUACGAAAAGGCGGCUGCUCCCAGCAAAAACGGGUUUUGUAGUCCUGCACCCAGUGGAAGGAUGAUGAGUGACAGAAAGCAUUUGCAUGAUGGAGAAGAGUGCCCCGUCUCACCCGUUUCCAACUUAAUGUCAGAAUUUGAAAGCCUGUCAUUCCAAGAACAAGAGGUUGCUGGAGAGUCAAAUAAAAUCACUGGAAAACCUGAGAUUGAGAGAAUUUUGGCUGAAGGAGCAAGUCAGGUGAGAAUGCCCAAGGACCAUCUGGAUAAGAGCUACUGCGCAGUUUCACCGCCAAGUUCUUCUGUGCCGAGUGUUACAGGGAAACGUGGAGAGACCAGGCUAAGGGCUGAACACAAAAUACCAUCAGAAAAGGAGAGACUGUCCACAGAAUCUGGAAUUCAGGCUAAUGAAGCACAACAGCAGCAAGAAUUUUCUUCCCAGAAAUUUGUUUUGAAGUCCUCGUCCACAGAUGACAAUUCUAAGAAGUUCUUCCUGCUUGGGGAGCAGCCCUCGAAGCUGGACAGUGAUGUCUUAGCAGCUAUAGAAGCAGUAGAGAUUGAUCCACAGAAAUACCCGGUUAUUUACAAGUGGAAGCACGUGGUGCAGUCGUACUCGUCAUCUGACAGGCAAAGUUGGCCAAGCCCAGCUCUGAAGGCAAGAUUCAAGUCCCAAACCGUCGCUGCAGGCCUUCCAAACACCUCGGCGUAUUCUAAUUCAGGAAGGCAUAGCCCCGUAAUAGGAAGUCCGGGGAAGUACGGCAACGCCACCUCGUUCCCUUCAGACCCCGGGAGUCCUGGGCGCUACAGUCCAGCUUGUGUCAACGACGCGCUGUUGAAGCGGCGGUAUUUUGCAGAGCCGCCUGCCCACUAA
Messenger RNA from Eurypyga helias (sunbittern), 2817 nucleotides. It is a transcript of the gene ANKLE2, whose product is annotated as ankyrin repeat and LEM domain containing 2. Gene Ontology annotation, cellular component: endoplasmic reticulum. Gene Ontology annotation, molecular function: protein phosphatase 2A binding. The record is from RefSeq and is a predicted model, not a curated record. The transcript has 12 exons. The coding region runs from base 1 to 2817 and encodes 938 amino acids. Gene Ontology annotation, biological process: negative regulation of phosphorylation. NCBI's taxonomy places the organism in Eukaryota, Metazoa, Chordata, Aves, Eurypygiformes, Eurypygidae.